This is a messenger RNA of Acanthocheilonema viteae, 1572 nucleotides long. NCBI's taxonomy places the organism in Eukaryota, Metazoa, Nematoda, Chromadorea, Rhabditida, Onchocercidae. The record is from the annotation of a GenBank genome assembly.
AUGUCCUAUUUAUUGCCAUUAUCAUCGUGUUCAACCCCUGGUUGGAACGAUCCACCUGCAGUACUUGACCCCACGAAGACGUCUUCAUCACCGAGUACUGGUGCUUUAGCCAAUAGACAUCGGCGACCCGUGCAUCCUUCCAUUCAAGCUUCCAGUAUUUCAUCGGUAUACACUAAUUCGUCACGACCAAUUUUGUCACCGCAAGCCGCAAAUUCAACCCUAGUUCCAAGUCAGAAUCCAGUUAUAACUUUAAGUCAGGGGACUGCAGUCUGUGGAGCUGCUCCACAGCCAAUCUACCCGACACCAGUACCAAAUUAUGCCACAAUGGAUUCAUUUGUUUCAUAUUCUAAUUCCUCAUCUACAGACAAAACGAAGGAUCAGUCAGUGAAGAAAUCUUCAAACCUGCAGCUGCAGCAGCAGCAGCAUCGUUCGAUUUUUGAUGCGUUCACUGUCCCAGAUCAUCAGCGCCAGAUGCUACCGAAAUCAACAAGUCUAACAUAUGAUACAUCUGCAGAAAAGCUUCCUGAGAGUUGCUUUCAGAAAUCCUUUGACCCGAAUUUAUCCACUUCAGCAGGUGUUAAAGUCGCGCCUCCAAUUGAAAGAAAUCCGAAUGCUUUAAUUUACAUUCCACCUAAUAUGAUAAAUGAAAAUAGUAGAAGGCCUGUUACAUCGCCAUAUCCAACUGAUUAUGUAGCACCCGUAAAGGCUGCUGGUGAUGUAUCUUUGAGUGGCCUUCAGCUUGUCCAGUUUUUGAUCAAAGCCACAUAUAGACUGUCGGCUGGAGUAACAAGAGACGGAAUUCAGUUGCGUAUAAAUCAUCUGAGUGAGUCAAUGGGUGCAGGUCAAGUGACAGAUAGUUGCAUCAAGAAGCUAAAUUUUGUUGUUGAUGCACUGGAUCGUGGCUUAUUUGAUGAAGCAUAUCAAUUUUUUGAUCAGUUGCAAACAUCAUUUCCAACCGAAGCUCGAACUAGUUGGGCUCAAGGUAUUCGAUUAUUACUGAACGAAUUGAGGCGUCCGGUUCGUAUCGGCAGUGCUAAUGCAACUCGUAUUGGUAGUGCUGGUCCAACUCGACAUCUGACUGAAGCUAAGGAAUGGUAUAGACGACAGAUUUAUGUCGUGAAAACAGGUAUUAUGCGAUUGACAGCUUGGUUGUGGAAGAAUUUAAAUACUCCGGAAUGGAAUCGUCGUGUUUGGGAAAUCGGUUAUCGUGGACCUUCACUUCCAAAGCUGAAAAUAAAAGGCAGACCGGAUUAUCCGAUUACUGACAAUGCCAUCAGAGAAUUACAGAACAAAAUGAAAUUAGAAUAUGAAGUAAUGAAGUGCCUUGCAACACCUUACUUAAGCAAGGAGAUGGAACAUGAAUAUAUUAAAAAAUAUGGCACAUCUGCGGAACAGCAGGAGAAAGAACUUUUAGAAACGGAGCAACGUCGUAUGCCCGGAAAACCUAAAAAGAGGAUUGUUGGAAGUGGUAAAGUGUUGAAAGCAAGAGCGAAUGUUGGUAAUUUAUUGCAUGAACAUCGAACUAUUGAAAGCAGUUUGAAAGAACUAAUUGUUAGGCAACGUUGGGAUUGA